This is a messenger RNA of Monodelphis domestica (gray short-tailed opossum), 971 nucleotides long. Its product is annotated as olfactory receptor 52H1-like. Gene Ontology annotation, biological process: G protein-coupled receptor signaling pathway. Gene Ontology annotation, molecular function: olfactory receptor activity; G protein-coupled receptor activity. NCBI's taxonomy places the organism in Eukaryota, Metazoa, Chordata, Mammalia, Didelphimorphia, Didelphidae. Gene Ontology annotation, cellular component: plasma membrane. The record is from RefSeq and is a predicted model, not a curated record.
AGGCUAUCAGAAACCAUAUCACAAUGGUCACAUUUAACUUGAGUGGCUACAACCCAGAUAUCUUCAUCCUGGUGGGGAUUCCAGGGCUAGAACAGUUCCACAUCUGGAUUGGCAUUCCCUUCUGUGUCAUUUAUCUCAUAGCUGUAGUAGGAAACUCAGUCUUGCUGUACCUCAUCAUCAUGGAGCGCAGCCUCCAUGAGCCCAUGUUCUUCUUCCUCUCCCUCCUGGCUUCCACUGAUCUGAUCCUGUCCACAGCUGGUGUUCCCAAAACUCUCAGCAUCUUCUGGUUUGGAGCCAGGGAGAUCACCUUCUCUGGAUGCCUCACUCAGAUGUUCUUCCUCCAUUACAGCUUUGUUUUAGACUCAGCCAUUCUGCUGGCCAUGGCAUUUGACCGUUAUGUGGCCAUCUGUUCCCCACUGAGAUAUAGCACCAUCCUGACUCCACAAGCCAUCAUCAAGAUCAUAGUAGGCAUCUGCUUUCGAAGCUUCUGCAUCAUUCUUCCAGAUGUUUUCUUGUUGAAGCGCCUGCCCUUCUGCCAGACACGGACCAUCCCUCACACAUAUUGUGAACACAUUGGUGUGGCCCGCCUCUCCUGUGCUGACAUCUCCAUCAACAUCUGGUAUGGCUUUGCUGUGCCUAUUAUGACUGUAAUAUCAGAUGUAGUGUUGAUUGCUGUCUCUUACACACUUAUCCUCCAUGCUGUCUUCCGCCUCCCAUCUCAUGAUGCCCGUCAGAAAGCAUUGGGGACCUGUGGUUCUCAUGUCUGUGUCAUCCUUAUGUUUUACACGCCAGCCUUCUUCUCCAUCCUUGCCCACCGAUUUGGACACAAUGUUCCUCGAACCUUCCACAUCAUGUUUGCCAACCUCUACAUAGUAAUCCCACCAGCCCUCAACCCUAUUGUCUAUGGAGUGAAGACAAAGCAAAUAAGAGACAAAAUCAUCAUCUUGUUCUCUCCAAAAGGAACCCAGUGA